Messenger RNA from Coniosporium apollinis CBS 100218, 1203 nucleotides. RefSeq lists its product as uncharacterized. The transcript has 9 exons. Gene Ontology annotation, molecular function: mRNA binding. The coding region runs from base 1 to 1203 and encodes 400 amino acids. Gene Ontology annotation, cellular component: cytoplasm; nucleus. The record is from RefSeq and is a predicted model, not a curated record. Lineage: Eukaryota; Fungi; Ascomycota; Dothideomycetes.
AUGAUGCAGAACCUACGGGAAUCGAGUCAGCAAGACCGUCGCGUCUAUGUUGGCAACUUGUCCUAUGACGUCAAGUGGCAUCACCUCAAAGAUUUCAUGAGACAGGCCGGAGAGGUCCUGUUCGCCGAUGUGCUGUUACUUCCCAAUGGAAUGUCGAAGGGAUGCGGGAUUGUGGAAUAUGCUACAAAAGAGCAAGCCCAACAAGCGGUCGCGACGCUCAGCAACCAAAACCUCAUGGGUCGUCUCGUCUACGUUCGCGAGGAUCGCGAAUCGGAGCCUCGGUUCUCAGCACCUCCCGGUGCCGCUCGCGGCGGAUUUGAUGGCGGUAUGGGUCGCGGCGGCUACGGCGGCGGCGGCGGCUUCGGUGCUGCUCCUGGAGGUGGCGGACGCCAGAUCUACGUCUCCAACCUUCCUUACAAUGUAGGCUGGCAAGACUUGAAGGAUCUGUUCCGCCAAGCUGCUCAGCAAGGCCAGGUCCUUCGUGCCGACGUCCACAUUGCUCCUGACGGUCGCCCCAAAGGCUCCGGCAUCGUCGCUUUCGAGUCACCGGAAGAUGCCCGCAAUGCAAUUCAACAAUUCAAUGGCUACGAAUGGCAAGGCCGUAACCUCGAGGUCCGAGAAGAUCGCUUCGCUGGACCACCCGCUGGCGGAUUCGGUCGUGGUGGCUUUGGCGGCGGGUUCGGAGCUCGUGGUGGUGGGUUCGCAGGUCGCGGUGGCGGCUUUGGCGGCCGUGGUGGCUUCGGGGGAGGCUUUGGAGGCCGGGGUGGCUAUGGCGGUGGCGGUGGCGGUGGCGGUGGCGGCUACGGCGGUCCUCCUGGCGGCUACGACGCGGGUGCUUCAUCGGCUCCUCCAAACCCAUUCACUGAUCAUGCAACCGCUGGCAACGAGCGCGGACCAAUCAUCUACGUCCGCAACCUGCCAUGGUCGACCAGCAACGAAGAUCUUGUAGAGCUGUUCACCACGAUCGGCAAGGUCGAACGCGCCGAGAUACAGUAUGAACCCAACGGACGCUCACGCGGCACCGGUGUAGUGGAGUUCGAUACGGCUGACAACGCGGACACCGCUAUCUCCAAGUUCACCGGCUAUCAGUAUGGCGGUCGCCCCCUCGGCCUCUCGUACGUCAAGUACUCCAACGUCAGCAACGGAGAUGCCAUGGAGGGAACCGAAGCUACCGGCGGGCUUACUCAAGAUCAGAUCAUGUGA